Messenger RNA from Equus quagga, 527 nucleotides. Its product is annotated as histone H3.1. Bases 94 to 504 code for a protein of 136 amino acids. Lineage: Eukaryota; Metazoa; Chordata; Mammalia; Perissodactyla; Equidae. The record is from RefSeq and is a predicted model, not a curated record. The transcript has a single exon. Gene Ontology annotation, molecular function: DNA binding; structural constituent of chromatin; protein heterodimerization activity. Gene Ontology annotation, cellular component: nucleosome.
AACUGGCAGGGCCAAUCAGAAUGCUUCCAACUAUAUUUAAAGGCAACUUGGGUUGUGGGUGCCACUGACUCAGCGUGUCCUCAGGCACUCCCAAUGGCUCGCACUAAGCAGACAGCUCGUAAGUCCACCGGCGGCAAGGCGCCGCGCAAGCAGCUGGCCACCAAGGCGGCUCGCAAGAGCGCGCCGGCCACGGGCGGCGUGAAGAAGCCCCACCGCUACCGGCCCGGCACGGUGGCCCUGCGCGAGAUCCGCCGCUACCAGAAGUCCACCGAGCUGCUGAUCCGCAAGCUGCCCUUCCAGCGCCUGGUGCGCGAGAUCGCGCAGGACUUCAAGACCGACCUGCGCUUCCAGAGCUCGGCCGUGAUGGCGCUGCAGGAGGCGUGCGAGGCCUACCUGGUGGGGCUCUUUGAGGACACCAACCUGUGCGCCAUCCACGCCAAGCGCGUCACGAUCAUGCCCAAGGACAUCCAGCUCGCACGCCGCAUCCGCGGAGAGAGGGCAUAAAUUGUCGUUCUUAGUCUGCGAAC